ACCUGCACACCACACCUCCUCAGCUGCACCUCUCAUGCAGAUCUUGGUCAUCUAAGAACCCACGCUGUCGGUGUCUUUGUCACAUUCGUCUCUAGGUUGCACUCGCGUUGGCAGCCACAUCUCGCUCCGAUCGCGCACUCACUAUGCACUGUCGCGCCCGAUAGCAGCCCCGGCAAUGCCUUCCACCUCGCCGGGCAAUGCUCCCCCUCCGCAGACCCUAUUCGAACAAAUCCUCCCUGGCGCACCCUCCGUCUCUUUACAGACAGUCGCGUGCUUCUCUCUCCGUCAGAAGCGCUAUGUCGUAUACAUCUCGGGGCGGCAGCUUAAUAUCUUCUCGGGGCCUCACGUGCUGGUGCAAUGCCUAUCGUUCAGUGAUGAUCUGACAGCGGUCACGGCCGAAACAUGGACUGGCAGGAUUGCACUGGCGGGAAGGCAAGGGUUAUGGAUCAUCACACCCGUGUUGGAGGGUUGGACGAGCGUGCGAUGGGAAAAGACGUUAUACUUGCGCCUCGACGAUCCCGGCGACCAGAUCUCCACACUCAGUUGGGGGAUGGAAGAGGAAGUGCUGGUCGGCGGAAUCAAAAAUCUAUGCCUGUUCUCUACACAACCUGCGUCGCCUACAAGUGCUGCGUCGUCGCUGACCGACCCGGACAUUGUGGCGGAACGCCGAAGUCUUUGGUCAAAGAGAUUGCCUUCUCCAGUGCAGCACGCUGCGUUCAGCCCGAGUGGGACAUUGAUUGCUACUUGUGGAGUCUAUGAUCGACUUGUCAAGAUAUGGCGACGGCUCUCAUUCGAGGAAGGGCUCUUCGACCACAUGUACCUCCCGCAUCCAUGUCCAGUCACUUCUGUGCAAUGGCGGCCAAGGCCGGAGCCGAUUUACGCGGUGGACGAAGACGACAUUGCCACUAAGCAGGACGACGAUCUCGAGGUGCUUUAUACUAUCGCUCAUGACGGUAUCCUGCGAGUGUGGAAGACGGGCACUGUGCACGAUUUGGACAUAUUGACCUUGCAUACUACCGUCGACUUGGUUUCCGCCGUUCCUGAGUCACCCACAACUACACACAAACCCGACCUGCCAACGACUUGCAAUCAGAACGCUCGGUUCACCUGCAUCCUGUCGUCCGACCAAUUCUGCGCUGCAGUCAAUGCCGCUAUAGGUACGGACGAGACGCAAAUCCAUUCCUCUGAGCAUCUCAAAGAGGUCGCGUCGAAAGAACCUGAAGUUCUCAUUAGCUUUGACGGGCAGGGAAGGAUGUCCGCCUGGGGCUUGCAAAGUAUCGGUCACAAGCGCCGACCAGAAACUCCAACCCAGCCUCCAAGUUCGCCGUUUCACAUCACUCAAGCAGAGAAACUGCCGGUUCGGUUCCCCGAGGGCGUCAACGCAUUGCUCCACAUCUGGUGCGAAGGGAGAAAUGUUAACCUGAUUGGCCACAGCUCGGAUGGGAAGGUGCAGUGGUGGCGAGGCAAUCUGCAGGACUUCUUUUCACUGUCAUUCUCGGGCUCCACUCAACUCAAUGAAGCUGCAUACUGGUCUGGGCAUGCGAAGGGUGAGAUCGGGUUACUCGCUGCCCUCUCAGUUGGUCGCAGCUUGCUUUCGGUUGCUUCUGGUGACGAUGUGCUACAUUGGGCUCAGCGUAAGGAAGGCGUGCUUGAGGCUUCGCAAGCUUGCAGGACCCGAGGUCAAGUAAUUGAUGUCGCGCUCCUUGCACACGACUCAUCCGCUCAGCUAUCCCUCAGCUUGCAACUUGCGUCUGCUCAGGAAUCCAAAGGCGUCCUGCUGUUGCUGCGAGAUCAAGAGUGGCGGGAAUUGUCCAAACUGUCUCAAGAGGGUGAAGUGGACUGGGACGAUCGGGAAUGGCGUCUUUUCGUUCCCUAUGGUUCCCAGACGCCCUACAGUCGAUGCGCGCUCCUACACCCCAGCGGAAGAGUGUUUAGCUGUCUCGUUGACAGCGCGAAGAGGACUCUUUUGCAUGCAACCCAGCUCGUAUUACCGGAGAAUGGUCGCUCCGAUCCUCUCCUGCACCUGACUGCGAUCAUAGACUCAAUUGAUCCCGACAGAUUUGGUGUGGUGGCACUGUCGACCACUGGUGAUCUGCUGCUAUACCACCUGCAAGCAUCGAACGAAGGCACCCUGGACCCUGUAUUGAUUGCAGUCUUUGAGUCUGGCGUCCGAAAUGCAAGUGUACUUGCAUCGAAUAACGAUUUUGCUUUCGUUGUUUCUUCUGACGGCUUGGAACUGACUAUCGUCGAUUUGACUGAUGGGUACGUUGAAUACCGCUUGAAAUCCGAUAAGCAGAUACGAAGCAUUCUGCCGAACCAACUCGAUAGUCUUGUUGCAAUUCGGUACGAUACCACCAUCGACAUUCUUGCACAGUGCCGAAUCGGAUAUCGCGAGGAGAUGCCGCCAUGGGUUCUCAUCAAACAAAUCAGCAUAUCUAACGUCGGACUGACGAUCAGCUCGCUGACUUGGCUGGGAGAUGGCAGUUUGGCCAUAGCUGCGAGCAGCGUUAUCUUUGUCUCGAGCAACGUCGUCGAUGUCGACAGCCUGGACGCUGAUGUUCGCGAGGCGACUGGAGCCGAAGCUGUUCGUCCCCAAACGCUGAGGCUGUCGACCGUGUCGAAGAGUCUACGGAAACCUCUGCCGGUAUGGCACCCAACCUUUGUUGCCCACAUUGUUCGUCUUGGCCAUUGGGCGCUGGCGGCAAGCUUGGUCAACCGGCUGCUCGAAAAGGUCAAGUUCUGGAGUGAAGGGGACCUCUUACCCGCACUGCUGAACGUGCCCGCUUCGCAGCUUUAUGGAGCCGAGGGUGUCCAAGAAGAGAAGCCUGUGAAUCGGGAGACAGUCGACGACAUCUUGGAGCAACUCAACCAGAAACAGCUUCCACAAAUCUCGCGAUCGGAACAGCGCCGCCUAGCGAGCGUCUUACAAGCGAUGAUAUUCUGUUCCGAGCAUGUCAAUGGGCUUGACAAUUUGGCGCUUCGGUAUUUGUUCAGCUGGAAAAUGGAGCUGCUACUGACGGAAGCAAAACAUCCGUCACAUGGCUUGGUGCCCAAUGGCUUAAGUACAGAUCAUGCCAUCGCGCCAUCUAUGCACUGGCGAGAGGUAGCAUUUGCAUUCCACAGCACAAGCCAGCAACCACUGCUUGACGUCUUGAUGGAACACUACGACAACAAGAUCACGUGGGAUGUCGCGAAGCGACUUGGGCUGUUUGCCUGGCUAUCCGACAGAGAGGCUUUGGAUCGGAUCUUUGAGGCUCUUGCACAGACGGCUUACCGGUCGGCAUCGCCUCCAGAUCCUAUCAAUGCCUCACUGUACUUUCUCGCCUUGCACAAAAAGCAGACACUGCUAGGACUAUGGCGGAUAGCGACGUGGCAUAAGGAACAACGAGCCACGAUCAAUUUCCUGCGGCGAGACUUCAACGCGGCUGAGAAUCAAACAGCGGCAAAGAAGAACGCUUAUGCAUUGAUGGGAAAGCGGAGAUUUGAAUAUGCUGCAGCAUUCUUUUUGCUGGCCGACGAUGGAGCCAGCGCCGUCAGCGUUCUCGCAGGGCAGUGCGGCGAUGUCAUGUUGGCCAUCGCUGUCGGCCGAUUGUACAGCGGGGAUACCUCACCUGCGAUUCGGAGACUCUUAGAAGAACGACUGAUUCCUGAGGCAAAGCAGAAGAAUGAUCGAUGGCUCCUGAGUUGGAGCUACUCUCUUCUCCGUGAACUGGAGCAGGCCACUCACGCCGUUGUGCGACCUCUGAGAGGCGUUCGAGACUGGCAACAGGACGAUCCGGCAUUGCUCAACCUGUAUCAACACCUCCGCCAGUCUGAAUCAGAGUAUGGAUUUGACGCGGUGCUCCGAGCGGCAAGGACACUUCGACGAAUGGGCUUGUGGUUGGUGGCACUGGAGCUUGUUAGCAAGUGGACCUUUAAGCGGCCAGAAGCCGCCAAAGCAUCGUUUGCAGAUCAUACUCCCAAUGGAAUGACUGAGGAAGCGCCCUCGAUCCUGGACGAAUUCACAGAACCGGAAAAGCGUGAUGGAACGGUGGACCUGCCUGAAGUCACUACUGCGCAAGACGAGAAGGCGGCGAGGGAGGCGAAGGCUGCCGAGCUGCUGAAACAAAUCAAGGCGAAGAAGGCCGGCACGGCUCAGCCCAACACGAACAAUCAGGAGAAGAAGCAGCCGACACAGUUCAAGGAGCCCGAUGCGAGUAGCCUGCUCGACAGCUUCGGUUUGUGAGUCGACGGAUUCUGCUGAGCUUUAGCUAGAAACAAGGUACAAUGCUUUCCUUCC
Molecule: messenger RNA, 4279 nt
Organism: Neohortaea acidophila
Lineage: Eukaryota; Fungi; Ascomycota; Dothideomycetes; Mycosphaerellales; Teratosphaeriaceae
Product: RAVE protein 1 C terminal-domain-containing protein
Exons: 1
Coding region: 176-4225 (1349 amino acids)
Biological process (GO): vacuolar acidification
Cellular component (GO): RAVE complex
Molecular function (GO): protein binding
Source: RefSeq, a predicted model, not a curated record